This is a messenger RNA of Salmo salar (Atlantic salmon), 5966 nucleotides long. The record is from RefSeq and is a predicted model, not a curated record. Lineage: Eukaryota; Metazoa; Chordata; Actinopteri; Salmoniformes; Salmonidae.
UUUUCCUGAGUUGUUUUUUUGCACAGAUGAGCUGCUUUGCAGAGACUGGAGGGGUUUCUUGUUUGUCUGUUUUAUACCUAUAGCUGUACAGUCAUCCGUUCUGUCGCUAACCCUCGGUUUUAUGUCGGUAGGUGGUUAGUUAGUUAGUGUAGUUUUAUCAAGGUCGUGCUUUUGUUUUUGAAUGGGCAUUAAAAAAAAAUGUAUACCAAAUUCGUGGAAAAUACAUAAAAAACUGGACCUUCUACUAUUUUAGAAUAAAACAUUAGAUAUGCUUAUUUAAGUCGUUGUUACACUUAUCCGUUCGCUAUGUUGUUGAAAGAAAACCAGGUCAGCUUAUUAAGUGUUUUCACGUCUGUAACGGACUCAAGUGAUGAACCGAUUCGAGCUGCGGUUCCCCCGUCUGUGGAGCUCGGACUCACCAUUGUGUAUACCAUCCUAUAUUCGCUGCUUUUUGUGUUUGUUUACUUGCACCUUUGGCUCAUUUUGCGUUAUGGACACAAGCGCUUCAGCUACCAGAGUGUCUUUCUUUUUCUCUGUUUGCUGUGGUCAGCGCUAAGGACUACAUUAUUUUCAUUCUACUUCAAGAACGUUGUCCAAGCAAACCAGUUGCAGCCUUUGCCUUACUGGCUGUUGUACUGUUUUCCAGUAUGCCUCCAAUUUUUCACUCUGUGUCUGCUCAAUCUUUAUUUUGCACAGGUAAUGUUUAAAGCCAAAGCAAAAUAUUCUCCGGAGCUCAACAAAUACAAGUUGACCAUGCAUCUGGCAUUCAUCUUUGCCAGCCUUUUCUUCCUCGUGGUAAACCUGACAUGUGCCAUGCUGGUGCAGGGUGGCAUGGUGGGCGAGGCAGAGGUGCGGCAGGUGGUGCUGGCCCGGGUGCUGGUCAACGACAGCCUCUUCGUACUCUGCGCCAUUUCGCUGGCUGUGUGCAUUUUCAAGAUUGCCAAGAUGUCCUCGUCCAACGUCUACCUCGAAUCCAAGGGUACGUCAGUGUGCCAAGCUACUGCCAUAGGUGCUGCAGUCAUCCUGCUCUACACGUCCAGGGCCGGCUAUAACCUGGUGGUGGUGGCUCUCUCUCCGGAGAACCGUCCCAGCGCCUUUAACUACAGCUGGUACAACGUCUCUGACCAGGCAGACAUAGAGAAGAUCAGUGGAGAGGCCUACAUUAUUUUUGGGAUCAUCCUCUUUUUCUGGGAGCUGCUACCCACCAGUCUGGUCGUGGUCUUCUUCAGGGUACAGAGGCCCAAUCAGAACCUAGCACCAGGAGGAAUGAUCAACAGUCACAGCUUCAGUUCCAAGGCCUAUUUCUUUGAUAACCCCCGGAGGUACGACAGCGAUGAUGACCUGUCCAGGAGCAACAACUCCAGAGCAGAUCGACCGAGUUUCCUGUCCUCGACGACCCAGUUGGACCCCAGCUGGUACAGCUCCACCCAGAGGAACGGCAGCCUUACGGGGAUCCCCCAUCUCCCCACCGGCCCCCAGACCUCCACUGCACCCCUUCUCCUAGCCUACGGCAACAUCCAGACCAACCAGCACCAUAACUACUAUUCCACCCCCCAGAACUACUAUUCUACCCCCCAGAAUCACUACUGCACCCCUCAGAACUAACCACCCCCGCCGUCCCCAUUAGAUACCCCUGAAAGUAAUCCGGAAAACACAGGAAAGGGGCGCUCCUGACCUUCAGCUACAUGGCUACGACCCUCUGGGUUACCCUGGCGAUCCUAUGACUGGUGCUGUGUGGCCACGCCUCCCUCAUUCCAGCUUUGGACCCGCUCCCACCCCACCAGGGCUACUUAACUACCCGUCUUGUUGUAGGCAUGGUGACAACCUUUGGGAUUUCUGGGGCCAGCCGAGGGGAGAUCAUUUGAGGUCAGUGGUGGUUAGGGAGUGGUCAGCUGAGUGAUAUUCCUUUUAUUAAAAAAGCUUUCCAACAUGUCUAAUACCAUAGUCCUGGAACUAGAGGUCUGCUACCUGACCCGAGCCCAACGUCCCCGACAUUAUACAUCGGGUUAGGGCCAGGUAGGGUCUAUUUUUUUCAUCAAUAACUAGAGUGUGGGCAGGGCUCGGGUAUCACUAGAUUGAGCACUAACAUUUUGAAGCUGAACCAUUUGUGCGUGCUCUGCUGCGCAGUACAGUCAUAUUUAACUAAGUGCUUCAACCACAUCACAAAUAAGAGAGGAGAGAUUAUUUCACAGAAAAUAAUAAUGUUCCUUAGGUUUUUAGGAGUUUAGAGUGAUGAAAAGUAGCCCAAGCAGAGCCAUUGCUAUGGAGACUCAGAGCCACCACGAGCUGAGCGGAUGCAGAGCGAGUGACAGACAGGGAGGAGCAGCUAAUGGAUUUACAAACUGAGGAAGGUAUUUCUGAUUUUGGGUUUUUGGCAGGGCCUUAAAUUUAGCAGAAGCAGUCGGGCCUGGGUAGUGUAGGGCCUGAACAUUGUGGGCAUGGGUAGGGCUCGGCCUUUAAAUUCAUGUCCGUGCAGGGCUCUUCCUGGAACAUUGUACUAUUCCUAAGAAGUGUUUGUAUGGAAAGGAUUGUGCUUAUCAGCUUUUCCACACACACAUACUGUAUGUUUGUCGGACAUCAAACAGAAAAGUUAGUCCUAUCUCUUUCAAGGACCAGACAAGUACAUGGACCAGCACUUAUGUUUUUGCACCCCAAAUUUCCUAUUUUGCUUUGGUCCAGUGGGCAGUUCUCCCCGCUGCCCCCUACACACAGACUCCCCUCCAUGAGUCGGGAGGCGACAUUUGCACUUGAAAAAAUCCCCUCACUUCACAUUCUGAGGACAUGACCCUGGCUUUAAUGUAGACUCGGCUCUUUAUACAAUCUCAGACUUUGUGUGUUCCUUCCCUGGACAUGUCUCAUUUCCCUGUAAAGACCAGUUGUUAUCUGAGCAAUGAGACAUCCAUGACCAUGUCCUUCUAAACCAACACCAAACGGGGCUAGAAUCAUGGGCAAUGCUCUCAGUAUUCGAGCCCAAUGUGCACUGGGACACCGUGGGAAAGGUUAAUACUUUGUGUGUUUUGAAUCUUUCACACUGUCAAAGACUGUGUGAAAGAGGAAGGCCACUUUUGCCAAAGAGCGCACAGAUCGAGAGUUGGGCCUAAAAUGUAGUCUCGAGCCUCCAGCUUUCCUAGCUCCUUGGGAAGUCCGUUUCGACGAGAGGCCCUAAUGGAGCAUAGACUGUGGGGAAACAAUAUGUUUCUGAAUGAAUUUUCUGAUCUGGACCCAGUAAAGUGAAUGUACGGAUUAAGUGUGGAUUGGCGGAGUGAUCAGAUCAAAAUGUUAUUAUGGUCCAGUUUCAUAGUACAGUAGGCUACUCCUGGCAAAGCCCUAGCAAGGUCCCAGCUCAGUUUGUGCUGUCUUUACAACUCUAAUGGUCAUUGUCACCAGACAGCACAAAAAUAUCUGGGACCAGGUUAACCGGUGACAGAGAGGGAUAGAUGGGCUUAAAGACGCCCUCCCUCUCUUUCUAUAUCCUGACUAUAAUAGUUGCUGUAUACAUGUGGUAGUUUACAGCAUCAAGAUCACCAUCAUUAGCCUGGACCCAGAUCUGUUUGUUUUGUCUUGCCAGCUACUCUGGUCAUAGUCACCCCAUUGGCCAUAAGAGUUGGCAAAAUAGCACAGAUAGAUCUGAGACCAGGAUACACCACCAUACAGGGACACCUGAAAAUGUGCCAUUACAUGUUACUGUUUGUUUUUUUUCCUUGUGGAAAACGUCUUGCACAAAAUGCUGUAAUAAUCAAAAAUUAUUAAUAAGCUUUAUGACCUCCUACUUGUUUCAAUUUUAACUGGAUUCUGUUUGUUUUUUAUACUCCAUGGCUACUAAUUUGGACUUUUCCAUGUCGAGAUAGUGGUACGGCCCAGGUGUACAGAGCAAGUAUAUGUGUGAAUGUGUUUGCUAAACAUGCUUAUAUGCACAGAAAGUGUUUAGGUAGGAGGUAAGAAAACUGUUGAAAGACAACCCUUUCCUUUGUUUGUUACUGUUGAACAGAGUUUUGUGUUGUUUGCAAAAACCUGUUCAGAGAGGGCAAGAGGAAUUGCUCUCUACACAUUUGAUAUGCCUUCUAAUCAUAUUUUAUUUUUUGUUUUGUUUUAUUUAGAAAUUAUUUUCUUCUUUCCUUGCCUUCCUUCCAUGAAUGUCUGAGAUCAAGUGUUGUCGUUGUUGACGUUAUACGAGUUGUGUAAAUUAAUAUCUGCUGACAAACACAAUCAGUGGGCGAAUGCAAUCAUAUUUUAAGUAUAUUCUUUUUUUUCUUUUUUUUUUAAUUACCCCCUUUUCUCCCCAAUUUCGCUCCAACUCCACAACGGCAUCCUCCGAAACAUGACCCGCCAAACCACGCUUCUUAACACCUGUCCGCUUAACCUGGAAUUCAGCUGCACCAACGUGUCGGAGGAAACACCGCUCAACUGACGACUGAGGUCAGCUUGCAGGGUCCCAGCCCGCCACAAGGAGCCGCUAGUCCACGAUGAGCCAAGUAAAGCCCCCCCCAAACCCUCCCCUAACCCGGACGACGCUGGGCCAAUUGUGCGCCGCCCUGUGGGACUCCCGAUCAUGGCCGGUUGUGACACAGCCCGGGAUCGAACCUGGGUCUGUAGUGACACCUCAAGCACUGCGAUGCAGUGCCUUAGACCGCUGUGCCACUCGGGAGGCUUUUUAAGUAUAUUCUAUGCUAUUUUCUCCCGCCUUCUCUGUGUUUGGGACUGAUGUCAUUGCAUCAUAUGGCUGAUGUCACCUUUUGACCUUUGGUGCUGUGGAGGUCAUACAGGAAAUGUCCAGUUGGACAGGAAGUGAAAAAGUGUAACCCACAGAGAAUGAUAGAGGCCUCUAGUGGCCAAAAGGCUGUUUUAGCAUGGGCAGCGCCAUUGAGGGCUUCCAACAUUUUAAUGUAGGCAACUGGGUGGGACUUCCAUCUUCAUUAGCUGAUCCCUCCUGAUGACCCGGUUGGAGUCAUGUCCAACUGGGUCAUUAGGAGGGAUUAGCCAAUUGAAAAUGUACUAUUUUAAAAUGGAGAUAGCCUUAAUGGAGCUGCUGUCUAAGACCCUAGAAUGGCACAGAUACAAAUAUGAGUCCUCUAUAGUAUAACCGCAGGUUGAACUUCCUCUCACCCUCCCAGGGCCACAAGCCAAUUCCAGCCAGCCAGGGGGAACUGCUUUUAAAGAUUUUUAUUGUAUUUUAUUCCCCCUUUUUCUUAAAAAAUAUCAUUUUAGAGGUGGAUUCUGCAGGGUAAUGGAUUUGGGUGUAGGAACAAACAGAUUGUUGUCUUUCCCUUAAUUUGCUCUCAAACUAAGUUGCAUACGUGUGUGAUGGUUGCAGCAAAUCUCUGUCAGUAAGCAAAAGCGAGCAGACAGCUAUAAUCAAUAGGAAAAUACUGGCAAAUGUUGAUAUUUUCACCCUUAUAUCCAAGAACAUACAGCAUUCUAUCUGGCAUGAUUGCAAAUUGUCCUUACUUAAAGAGAUAGUCAGAUGAAAUCGUGGAUAACAUUUGUAUGUCUCUGCGUCCAGUAUGAAGGGAGUUAGAGGUAUUUUCGUGAGCCAAUGCUAGCUAGCGUUAGUUCAAUAGACUAUUGCUUCAACGCUAGGUAGCAAUUACGCUAUCGCUAGUCGGCAACUUCCUUCAAACUGAACACAGAGACAUAAAAAUGGUAUCCAUGGGUUCAUCUGACUCUGGGGAAGUAGAUAACGGGCUUCUUUGCAAAAAUGUUGAACUCACUCUUUAACAACAACUUAUGUUCAAUUGUAUGAGUUGGAAGUAUUGUAUUUUUUUGCUGAUUUUGUUUCUGUGAAAUCUGUUGCUAUAUAAGAUCUUGUGUCUCGCAAAGAGCAGGUUUAGCCUUUUAUAAUAAUUAUAAUUUGUCUCAAAUUCUUUAUUGGUGGCCAAUGAAUGUAACACGUUUACCCAUCUUUCAUAGAUCAGUAAAUAUGUAUGCAAGCACUACCAUGUUAAAAUAAAGCUUUUCAUCUGAAUACA